AUUGACAGUGAGUAGAAUACUGCAGUCACUCGGUCUGCAUCAUCAAAAUCUCAUCCUUUCUCUAUCUCUCUCUCCUAUUUAUUCUCCCUCACACCUCAACACUUAUACACACAGUGUGCAGCAGCAGCAGCAGCAACCAGAGAAGAUGGCUCUGCAACUAUGGGAGACACUGAAGGAAGCCAUAAUUGUCUACACCGGCCUUUCUCCGGCCACCUUCUUCACCCUCCUCGCCCUCAUUCUCGCCAUCUACUAUGUAAUUACGGGCCUCUUCCCCUCCUCCGAUCACCGCCACGAAGCCCCCCGCGACUUCGAGCCCCAGAUGGAGCCUCUGCGACCUCCCGUUCAGAUCGGCGAGGUCACCGAGGAGGAACUCAAGGUCUACGACGGCUCUGACCCGGAGAAGCCCCUCCUCAUGGCUAUCAAGGGUCAGAUCUAUGAUGUUUCGCAAAGCAGGAUGUUUUAUGGACCCAAUGGACCGUAUGCUCUAUUUGCUGGGAAGGAUGCUAGCAGAGCUUUGGCAAAAAUGUCUUUUGAGGAGAAAGAUCUAACAGGAGAUAUCUCUGGGCUUGGCCCUUUUGAGCUUGAGGCCUUGCAAGACUGGGAAUACAAGUUUAUGGGCAAGUAUGUAAAAGUUGGAACUGUUAAACCGAAAGUUCCAGUCACUGAACCGUCAGAAUCAACACCCCGUGGUGCUGAAUCUUCCAAGCCUACUGAAGAUGGUCCAUCAGAAUCAGCUGAUAUUAAAAAUGACCCGUCAGAAUCAGCUGAUAUUAAAAAUGACGAACCCCUCCCAAAGGUUGAUGCUGAUAAAGAGUAAUAAUAGUUGGAUGAAGAAAGAGUAAUUGUCUAGCAAAAACUUGUGAAAAAGACUCAUCCUUGCCAAAUGAAUUCAGCAAAUAUAAGACAAGUUGUUAGUUUAGGCCAGCCCCUCUGUCUAAGUAUUCUGUUUGAUAAAUAAGAAAUUCUUGGUAUUUAUUUUCAGUUUUCCUGUGUUUAAGCUUCUUCAUGUAAUGUAUGAGAUCAAAUCUGAUAUGGCAUGGUACAAGGUAGAAUCGUUUAUUGUGAUUGUACUUUGUCUCUCUUUUUCUUGGCAUAAUUUGAUUGAUUUCUCGUCUUAUUAACCCUAUGAAUUAGCAUGUAAUUGAUGCAUUCAUUUGAUUGGACUA
Vigna umbellata (rice bean) is the source of this 1166-nucleotide messenger RNA. Its product is annotated as membrane steroid-binding protein 2-like. NCBI's taxonomy places the organism in Eukaryota, Viridiplantae, Streptophyta, Magnoliopsida, Fabales, Fabaceae. The record is from RefSeq and is a predicted model, not a curated record. Gene Ontology annotation, cellular component: membrane; endoplasmic reticulum; endomembrane system.